Molecule: messenger RNA, 849 nt
Organism: Periconia digitata
Lineage: Eukaryota; Fungi; Ascomycota; Dothideomycetes; Pleosporales; Periconiaceae
Source: the annotation of a GenBank genome assembly
CGCACACAUCGUCACUCAAACAUCCGCGACAUGUCCUUCCAACGUUCAUCGGCCCUCGAGUCCCAGCCUACAACAUGGCGACGAGAAGACGACCCCCAAUACGCCGAUGAUCCCGAAUUCCGCGACUUCUCUGCAAAGCUUGGAGACGAUCUCUUCUCCCUCACCGGCAGCAUCGCACGGCUAUCGCAAGAAGUUGGGAAGCUAGGGACGUCACGCGAGACGGAGCGGAUCAGGGAAAGGGUCAAGACCUCAGUGGAAGAGACAUCAGACUCAUUCAAGGACAUCGGCGAGAGGCUCAAGAAGCUCACCACUUGGCCUGAUGUUGGCCCCUCGCAACGAUUCACCCAAUCGAAACUCAGUCGCGAGUUCAAAGCAACCCUAACCGAAUUUCAGCAACUGCAGCGUCAAGCCCUUGAAAAGGAAAAAGCCUCAGCAUCCGCAGCAAGAGCAGCCCUCGAGGACCAAUCGUCGCCAAUAGAAGAACGACGGGGCUCCAGCCAGCAACAACUGCAAGAGCUAGAGCAGCCGCGGUUGGCCUCGCAGGAUGAAGUCGAUUUUCAAGAGCAAAUGAUCAUCGAGCGCGAAUCCGAAAUCCGCAACAUCGAGCAAUCUGUCGGUGAACUCAACGAGCUGUUCCGUGAUGUCGCGCACAUGGUCCACGAGCAGGGCGCUCAGCUCGACAUCAUCGAGGAGAAUGUCGAAGUCACGCAUGACGCUUCGCGCGGCGCACACGUCAAUUUGAAGCAAGCUAGCAACUACCAGAAGAGCGCGAGAAGCAAGGCCUGCAUUCUCCUUCUGAUCCUUGCCGUUGUACUGGUCAUCAUCGUUCUAGCCGUCGUGCUGGAUUGA